AUGGCGGCGGCAGUCGCGGCUGCGACGACGGCGGAAGACGAGGCCCGUCUGCUGCGCCUGGAGGAGCAGGCGGAGCACGGCGGCGGCGGCGCCUGGGAGUACCUCUGCCUCGCCCGCCGGCUCCGCGCCCGCCGCCCCGCCCACGUCCUCCGCGUUGGCCUCGCCCUCCUCAACAACGCCUCCGCGCGCUCCGGCCUCGCCUCAGAACAGUGGACGCUCUACGAGCAGGUGGCCAUGGCGGCAAUGGAUUGCCAGCGUCUCGAUGUGGCGAAGGACUGUAUCGGAGUCCUUUCAAAGCAAUUUCCUGGCAGCACCCGGGUUGCCCGGCUAGAAGCUCUUCUGUUUGAAGCGAAAGGUGAAUGGAGUGAAGCUGAAAGAGCCUAUGCGCUAAUCCUGGAAAACAAUCCAUUUGACCAGAUUGUCCACAAGAGGAAAAUUGCUAUUGCAAAAGCACAAGGUGAUAUGUCGAUAGUGGUUGAUUAUCUCAAUAAGUAUCUGGAAUUAUUUAUGGCAGAUCAUGAUGCCUGGAGAGAACUUGCUGAAACAUACGUUUCCUUACAAAUGUACAAGCAAGCUGCCUUUUGUUAUGAGGAGCUAAUAUUAGCCCAACCAACUAUUCCACUCUAUCAUAUAGCCUAUGCUGAGGUUCUGUACACUAUGGGUGGCUUGGAAAAUCUUCAGACAGCUAAGAAGUACUAUGCAUCAACAAUCCAGUUGACUGGAGGCAAGAAUACAAGAGCCCUCUUUGGUGUAUGUCUGUGUACUUCGGCAAUCAAUCAGUUAACCAAAGGAAGGAACAGGGAGGAAGAGGGAUCGGAGCUGCAGAGCUUGGCUGCAGAAGUUCUGUUGAAGAAUUACAAACAACAGGCUCCAUCAAAGGUGCCCCUUAUCAGCAGCAUGUUGAAGAACAUGAAACUCAGCUAA
This is a messenger RNA of Miscanthus lutarioriparius, 924 nucleotides long. Lineage: Eukaryota; Viridiplantae; Streptophyta; Magnoliopsida; Poales; Poaceae. The record is from the annotation of a GenBank genome assembly.